AAAAAAAAAAAAAAAAAAANAAAAAAAAAAAAAAAAAAAGGAAAAAAAAGAAUGGGACAAUUAUUUUCAUGUCCUUUGGGGGAUUUAGAAGAUUUGGAUUUCGAUGCUGUUCUUGUUAGAUCUAUUAGUUUUCAAGAUGGAGAGAUAAGGAAUCCAUUGCGGUCUGUUAGUUUCAAUGGAAGAGAUUCAGAGCCAGCGGCAGGCAAAUCCUACAAUUCUCACCGCAUGAGAUUUGAACGACCAAUUGCCACUAGAACAAGGGAAUUGGAGACUGUUUUCUCAUUCAAAACUCCAUCUGCAGAGAUGGAAAACAGUGAGUUUGGGAGAUCAACAGUUGGGCCUAAGAAUUAUGAUCAGUUUAUGACGCCUCGGAAUUCAGGUCAAAGUUACUCGACACCGAGAUAUUCCGAAGCGCCCAAGCAUGAACACUAUAGUGCUGCAGUGAAGCUACAGAAAGUGUACAAGAGCUUUAGGACAAGGAGACAGUUAGCAGAUUGUGCUGUGCUUGUGGAGCAGAGAUGGUGGAAGCUGUUGGAUUUUGCUGAACUCAAGAGAAGUUCAAUAUCAUUUUUUGAUAUUGAAAAACCAGAGACAGCGAUUUCACGGUGGUCGAGGGCCAGAACCAGGGCAGCCAAGGUAGGAAAAGGUUUGUCAAAGGAUGAAAAAGCCAGAAAACUUGCUUUGCAGCACUGGCUCGAGGCAGUAAGUCCACUCUCGACAUUGUUUAAGUCAGACUUCACGGUUUUCUUUUUCGUGACAGUGUUUCUUUCUCAUAAUCAGAUCGAUCCUAGGCAUCGGUAUGGUCAUAAUCUUCAGUUUUACUACGUCAAAUGGCUUCAUUGUGAUAGCAAACAGCCCUUCUUCUAUUGGCUUGAUAUAGGAGAAGGGAAAGAGGUGAACCUUGAGAGAUGUCCCAGACAUAGGCUUCAUCAACAAUGCAUCAAAUACCUUGGUCCGAUAGAAAGGAAGGCCUACGAGGUUGUGGUGGAAAAUGGGAAGUUUAUGUACAGGUAUAGUGGGAAACUUCUUCACACAACUGGAGGGCCACGUGAUGCCAAAUGGAUCUUUGUUUUGAGCACAUCAAAAACUUUGUAUGUCGGGCUCAAGAAAAAGGGUACAUUUCAACAUUCAAGUUUCUUGGCUGGUGGAGCCACAUUGGCUGCUGGUAGACUAGUGGUUGAAGAUGGUGUUCUAAAGGCAGUUUGGCCUCAUAGUGGACAUUACCUUCCUACAGAGGAAAAUUUUCUGGAAUUCAUGUCCUUCCUUAUGGAAAACGAUGUGGAUCUAACCGAUGUUGAGAAAAGCCCAUAUGAGGAAGAAGAACUUCUCACCAAAGACAAAUUCACCUAUCUUCAAGAAGAUUCUAAAGACGUUGCUGGUGGAAUAAAUAUUAGAGACACAAUCGACAAGAAUAAUCCAUCUAGACCUCUUGUCUCUAAUCCUGCAGAGACUCAAAAACCACGAAUAUCAAGAUUAUCAAGAGGAUUACGAUCAAAGCUUACUAACCUUCAAAUACCAGAAAGAAGCAAUGUGUUUGACAUAUUCAAGAAGGAAACACUUCCAGCUAGUUGUAGAGCUCUCAUUCCAGAUUCUCCCUCGGACGACGGCUACGAAACAGCUGAAGAAUCGUUCUUAUCAGAAGAAGAAUUCAUGGUUCCAAAAUCUAACCUCUUUGGCGAAGAUGAAGAAGACAAUGAUGAUCAACCAAUCCAGAAAGAGAAAAUCUUAAGGCGAAUUGUUUCACAUAAGGAAAUGAAAUCAUAUCAGUUGGCAAAACAAUUAUCAAGCAGAUGGACAACUGGAGCUGGACCUCGCAUUGGUUGCAUGAGAGAUUACCCACAAGAGCUUCAGAACAAGGUAUUAGAGCAAGCUAACUUGUCUCCCAGAGAUAGAGUUGUUCAUCCUUGUCAUUCCCGGACUCAAUCUCGAAUUGGCUCCAUGGCUUCAACUCCAAUUUCAUGUAAAGACACGAGCACAACCAGAAGUCCGCUUGCUUCAAAUUGCCUGAUAUUGUCUCAAACUGCAACACCUUCAGCUGAAUGUAAUUAGAAUAUAAAUAACGAACGUGUGUAACACACGUAUUACUCUGCAAUUACUGGAUAGAAAAGAUGAUAUAUAUACAUAGUUAAUGUGCUU
Molecule: messenger RNA, 2136 nt
Organism: Cucurbita pepo subsp. pepo (vegetable marrow)
Lineage: Eukaryota; Viridiplantae; Streptophyta; Magnoliopsida; Cucurbitales; Cucurbitaceae
Product: IQ domain-containing protein IQM6
Source: RefSeq, a predicted model, not a curated record